UGCCCAGCCUGGGACCCUGAGCGCUGAUGGCUCCCUGGAGGCUGCCCCUGCUCGCCGUGUCUCUGCUGUGGGGCUGGCUGCUGGCCUCCUCCUCCUCCUCACCCAGCACAGUUGCUCCCCCCCAAGACCUGCGGAUCACUGACCCCGGGCUCCUGGGCUCCCUGGAUGUGGAGUGGAAGCCUCCUCCCCAUGCCCAGACCUUCCAGGAGUGCACAGUAAAAUACAAGCUUGAAUAUCACAGCACUGGGGAUAGAGACUGGAAGGUUAUUUUUACUAGGAAGCUAAAACUCAGAGUUGGAUUUGACCUCAGCAGGACUGCUGAAGUGAGGCUGCAGACACUGCUCAAAGGAAGGUGUACAGGUGACGUGGAGCUGCAGAGUGACUGGAUUUAUGCAACCUUUCAGAUCCCACCACAAGGAAAACUUGAAUCAGAGGUCCAGAAAUUCAAGUGCAUCUAUCAUGACUGGGAAUACCUGAAGUGCACCUGGCAGCCAGGUCUCCUCACACCUCAUGGUGUACAUUAUGGGCUGUAUUAUUGGUACGAGGGGCUGGAGCAGGCGGUGCAGUGUGCUCAGUACAUCCAGGAGCAGGGGCUGAACCUGGGCUGUGUGCUGCACAACCUCAGCCAGGCAGAGUACCGCGAUCUCCACAUCUGCGUCAAUGGCUCGGCAGCAGGCGCCCAGCUCCGGCCGCUGUACAGCACCCUGCGCCUGCACAACCUCGCACAGCCCUCGGCCCCGGAGCAGCUGCAGCUGUCGGUGUCCGCAGCCCAGGAGCUGAGGGCCGCCUGGAGCCCGCCGGGAGGGCGGGUGCCGCCGCACUGCCUGGAGUACGAGGUGCAGGUGGCCGAAGAUGCGGCAGCCUGGGCGUUUGUUUCAACCCAAAUGGAAACUGCUGUAACAAUUUCCAGAGCAAACCAAAGCCACGUUUCAUGUGUUCGUGUCAGGGGGAGAACAAACAUUUUCUGUGCAGACCAAGGCUUCUGGAGUGAAUGGACACAGGAUUGUUUCUCUGUGCCCAGAAAAGAGGACAAGCAGCUAUUUAUUCUCAUUCCAGUAAUCCUGAGUUUGUCAAUUAGCCUUAUAAUAUUUAUGUUGAUUGGCCAGUGCAAGAAAAGAUCCCCAGCAGGAAAGCCAUUGCACACAUCUCUGGGAUUCUAACUGCCUGUGCCUGCUGCACUGCUCGUGUUUGGUGGGCUGCUCAUGGAACCAUCCUAAAGAC
This is a messenger RNA of Agelaius phoeniceus (red-winged blackbird), 1221 nucleotides long. RefSeq names its product interleukin 13 receptor subunit alpha 2 (gene IL13RA2). Gene Ontology annotation, biological process: cytokine-mediated signaling pathway. Gene Ontology annotation, molecular function: cytokine receptor activity; protein binding. NCBI's taxonomy places the organism in Eukaryota, Metazoa, Chordata, Aves, Passeriformes, Icteridae. The record is from RefSeq and is a predicted model, not a curated record. Gene Ontology annotation, cellular component: external side of plasma membrane.